CUUUGAGGAUGAAAGCAUGAAACUACGACAGCUGAAACUGGAGAAUCAGAGAGCUCUUCUAGAGAAGAAGCAGAGGAAGAAACGUCUUGAUCCUUUGAUGGUACAGCCAAAUCCUGAGGCAAAGCUGCGUAGGUCAAAGCCCAAAGGGUGUGAGGAGCAGACUCCUUUAGUAGAAACUCCUGCCCCUUUCAACAGUGAUGUUAUGUUACAUGGCAUUGAUGGACCAGCUGCUUUCCUGAAAUCAGAAGUGCAAGAUUUGGGGACCAAGCUCCAAAAUCUCUCUGCUGGAUCUUCCCAAACAGAAAACAAUACAGAUCAACAAAAUGGUGGAGAGGCUCUAACAGACGCAGAAGGCAAGCCAGAUCUGCAGGAAAUCUUAGAGAAACGAGGAAUUUCCGGCAGUUUGAAUUUUGAUGAGGAGGACACAGAAGAGGAAGAAACUAGUAAGAGAUCAGCAUAUCACUCAAAGUAUCCUGAAUCUGAGAGGCCUAGUUCUGCAACCAGUGAGAAAUCUUUUGCAGAAACAGGUGCUUCCUGUAGUCCAUCCCCUCAGGCAGAUGCACAGAUGGGAGAAGUAGAGAACUUAGAGGAUUUUGCAUUACGCCCUGCACCCCGUGGUAUUACAGUCAAGUGUCGAAUCACUAGAGAUAAGAAGGGAAUGGACCGGGGCCUCUUCCCUACUUAUUACAUGCAUCUGGAAAGGGAUGACAACAGAAAGACAUUCCUUCUUGCAGGGAGAAAACGAAAGAAGAGCAAAACAUCCAAUUACCUCAUAUCAGUUGACCCAACUGAUCUAUCCCGGGAAGGGGAAAGUUUCAUUGGGAAACUCAGGUCAAACCUCAUGGGAACUAAAUUUACAGUCUAUGACCAUGGAGUUAGCCCAGUCAAGGCACAAGGUCUAGUGGAAAAGGCUCAUACCAGACAGGAGCUUGCAGCUAUUUGUUAUGAAACCAAUGUGUUAGGAUUCAAGGGUCCCAGAAAAAUGUCUGUGAUCAUUCCAGGAAUGAAUAUGAAUCAUAAGCGAAUUCCAAUCCGUCCACGAAAUGAGCAUGAGAGUCUGCUCUCCAAAUGGCAAAACAAAAAUUUAGACAACCUCAUUGAGUUACACAACAAGGCUCCAGUCUGGAACGAUGAUACUCAGUCCUAUGUUUUGAACUUCCAUGGAAGAGUCACUCAGGCCUCAGUGAAGAACUUCCAGAUUGUCCAUGACAAUGACCCUGACUACAUUGUGAUGCAGUUUGGUCGUGUAGCAGAAGAUGUGUUCACUUUGGACUAUAAUUAUCCUCUCUGUGCUCUUCAGGCCUUUGCUAUUGGACUUUCCAGCUUUGAUAGUAAAUUGGCCUGUGAAUGAGAAACAACAGACUUGAAACAUGGAACUUGUUCUCAUCCCUGCAUCAUGUUGCAAGAGUUCCAGGUGGAGUAAUGAAAAGCACAUUGGGGAUGGAAGGGAAAUGGAGAACAGAUUCCUGCGGGCUUAUUAGAAUACAAAUACCAGGCCUCACUGCAUUAUGGUAGUUGAUAGCAGACCAUGUUAGGAGACUAUCCCAAGACUGAGCAGUCUUUAUAUGCAUUGUGGAAGAACAAGAAAUAUGGGUGAUGCUUUUGU
Messenger RNA from Chaetura pelagica (chimney swift), 1606 nucleotides. RefSeq names its product tubby like protein 3 (gene TULP3). Lineage: Eukaryota; Metazoa; Chordata; Aves; Apodiformes; Apodidae. Gene Ontology annotation, biological process: protein localization to cilium. The transcript has 10 exons. Gene Ontology annotation, cellular component: cilium. The coding region runs from base 17 to 1351 and encodes 444 amino acids. The record is from RefSeq and is a predicted model, not a curated record.